Molecule: messenger RNA, 804 nt
Organism: Trypanosoma conorhini
Lineage: Eukaryota; Euglenozoa; Kinetoplastea; Trypanosomatida; Trypanosomatidae
Exons: 1
Coding region: 1-804 (267 amino acids)
Biological process (GO): negative regulation of transcription by RNA polymerase III
Cellular component (GO): nucleus
Molecular function (GO): RNA polymerase III core binding
Source: RefSeq, a predicted model, not a curated record
AUGGAUUUUGUCCCUCUUGAGAGCUUCGAGUUUCUGAACUCCCUGCUCCAAGGCGUCGAGGCGCAGGGGUGCCUCAUGACGGUGCGGGUGGAGGCGUUCACGUGCCGCAAAACCCGCAAGAAGAAGCAACUCGCGGCCUCCAUGGCGCAGUACGCGAACGCGAACACCCCGCCACUCGCCCCCGCCCCGAACUGCGGCGUGUCGCCCCCGCCGCUUGAGCUGGGCGGCGCCCUGCCCGUCGUCUUUGAGCCCGUUGACCCGGAGGCUAUUGACGAGCGGCUCGUCUACCUCGUGGCCGCCCUGAACAGCAUCUACGGUGACGAGGGCUACGACUUCUCGGUCCUCACGGAGGAGGACUUUGUGGUCUGUGACGAGGCGCAGGUGCGGGCCGAGGUGGACGUGACGCUGCACUCCAUGCCCGACUCCUGCCUCCCGGCGGUGCGGCAGUUUUGGACGCUCGUGGGCGAGCAGGUGAUGGACGCAGCCCAGGGGUGCGAGUACUUCCGCUUUGCGUGCCCCAGCUGCGAUCCCAUGGUGUCCCGGUCCCUGUUUUCGCAGCACUACUUCCUCUACAACAAGCGCCAUCGGCUGCUCGUGUCCCUCCUCCUCUUUGCCGAGGGGAACGCGUACCGUGGCGACGAUGGCUAUAUCGCCGGCAACGGUUUCUACGUGGAGCGCGACGACGCCGCGGCGGAAGGGGAGGGCAACGAGUGCGGCAGCAGGGCGUGGCGGGACAGCCCAGAGCCGCCGUCCUCGGACGACGGCGUGGGUGGCAAAAACCGUCAGUUCUACUGCGGCUACUGA